Messenger RNA from Coregonus sp. 'balchen', 9717 nucleotides. NCBI's taxonomy places the organism in Eukaryota, Metazoa, Chordata, Actinopteri, Salmoniformes, Salmonidae. The record is from the annotation of a GenBank genome assembly.
GGCCUGGCUGGGAGUGUCAGGGGCGGACUCUCUGCUGGAACGCACCGGAUUGGCCCAGGCUGUCAGGGAGGGGCGGAGCUUCAGAGGAUCAAAGGUUACGAACAUCACCGUGGGAGGUGAGUAAAGGGGGUCAGUGGGUAUGGCAGGGGUUUGUUUUAGCCCAGCACUAAUACCCCUCAACUAAUGAGCUGCUCAUCAAAGCCUUGCUGGGUAUAAUUGGGUGUGUUAGUACUGGGUUGCAAUCAAAGCCUGCUCGGUGGGAGCUCUCCAGAACCUUAUAGUUCAACUGUUGAAACUGGGCUGCAACCAAAGCCUGCUCUGUGGGAGCUCUCCAGAACCUCAGAGUUCAACUGUUGAAACUGGGCUGCAACCAAAGCCUGCUCUGUGGGAGCUCUCCAGAACCUCAGAGUUUCAACUGUUGAAACUGGGCUGCAACCAAAGCCUGCUCUGUGGGAGCUCUCCAGAACCUCAGAGUUCAACUGUUGAAACUGGGCUGCAACCAAAGCCUGCUCUGUGGGAGCUCUCCAGAACCUCAGAGUUCAACUGUUGAAACUGGGCUGCAACCAAAGCCUGCUCGGUGGGAGCUCUCCAGAACCUCAGAGUUCAACUGUUGAAACUGGGCUGCAACCAAAGCCUGCUCUGUGGGAGCUCUCCAGAACCUCAGAGUUCAACUAUUAAAUGCCGUUAGCUUUUCGUUCAACACUUUCUGUUUCAGAUCUCUCUCUUCUUCUCUCCCCCUCUCUCCUCCCCCUCUCCCCCCUCUCUCCUUCCCCCUCUUCUCUCUCCUACUCCCCCCCUCUCUCCUCCCCCUCUCUCCUCCCCCCUCUCUCCUCCCCCCUCUUCUCUCUCCUACUCCCCCCUCUCCCCCUCUCUCCCCCCUCUCUCCUCCCCCCUCUUCUCUCUCCUACUCCCCCCCUCUCCCCCCCCCCCCCCCCCCCCUCUUCUCUCUCCUACUCCCCACAGGUCUGCAGGAGGACGUGUGUUUGUGGUUGUUCCGAUGCUCUGCAGGGUUUGAGUGUGUGUCCGGGCCGAGUCACAUGGCCAUCUGUUCCUCAGUCUGUCACACUGACUACUGUCACAACCACGGCAUCUGUACCCACCACCCACACCAACCACCCCUCUGCCAGUAAGAACACAACCACGGCAUCUGUACCACAAAACAUGAUAAUAAAUGUAUUUAGUCUCCAGGUGCCCUGUCUCUCUCUCUCAUCUCCGGGCGUCCCUGUUUCUCUCUCUCCCUCCUGGUCCUGUCUCUCUCUCUCUCACUGGCGUCCUGUCUCUCUCUCUCCCAGGUGCCCUGUCCUCUCUCUCUCUCCGUGUCUGUCUCUCUCUUCAUCUCCUGCGUCCUGUCUCUCUCUCUCCAGGUGUCCGGUCCUCUCUCUCAUCUCCUGGCGUCCUGUCUCUCUCUCUCCAGGUGCCCUGUCUCUCUCUCUCCUCCAGGUGCCCUGUCUCUCUCUCUCUCCAGGUGUCCUGUCUCUCUCUCAUCUCCUGGCGUCCUGUCUCUUCUCUCUCCAGGUGUCCUGUCUCUCUCCUCAUCUCCUGGCGUCCUGUCUCUCUCUCUCCAGGUGUCGCUUGUCUCUCUCUCCUCUCUCCCGGUGUCCUGUCUCUCCCUCUCUCUCCAGGUGCCCUGUCUCUCUCUCUCUCCAGGUGUCCUGUCUCUCUCUCUCCAGGUGUUCUCUCUCUCUCCAGGUGCCCUGUCUCUCUCUCUCUCCUGGCGUCCUGUCUCUCUCUCUCUCCAGGUGCCCUGUCUCUCUCUCUCUCCAGGUGUACUGUCUCUCUCUCUCCAGUUCCUCUCACUCUCUCCUCCAGGUGCCCUGUCCUUUCUCUCUCUCCGGGGCGUCCCUGUCUUCUCUCUCUCUCCAGUGGGCCCUGGACUCUCUCUCUCACCAUUCUCCAGGUGCGCUGGUCCUCUCUCUCUCCAGGUGUCCUGUCUCUCUCUCUCUCCAGGUGCCCUGUCUCUCUCUCUCCAGGUGUCCCUGUCUCUCUCUCUCUCCAGGUGCCCUGUCUCUCUCUCUCCAGGUGUCCUGUCUCUCUCUCAUCUCCUGGCGUCCUGUCUCUCUCUCUCCAGGUGUCCUGUCUCUCUCUCUCUCCAGGUGCCCGUCCUCUCUCUUCGCUCUCUCAGGGUGCCCUGUCUCCUCUCUCCUCCAGUCCCUGUCCUCUUCGCUAUCGCUCGCAGGUGUUCCCUUUCUCUCUCUCUCUCCUGGCGUCCUGUCUCUCUCUCUCCAGGUGCCCUGUCUCUCUCUCAUCUCCUGGCGUCCUGUCUCUCUCAUCUCCUGGCGUCCCCCUGUCUCUCUCUCUCCAGUGCCUGUCUCCUCUCAAAUCUCCUGGCGGGUCCUGCUCUCUCUUCCCGUGUCCCUGUCUCUCUCUCUCUUCCAAUGGUGUCCGUCCUCUCUCUCUGCCAGGUUUCCUGUCUCUCUCCUCUCCUGGCGUCCUGGUCUCCUCUCUCUCCAGGUGCCGGUCUCUCUCUCAUCUCCUGCCCGUCCUGUCUCUUCUCUCUCAUCCCUGCGUCCUGUCUCUCUCUCCUCCAGGUGCCCUGUCUCUCUCUUCCUCUCAUCUCCUGGCGUCCUGUCUCUCUCCCGUCUCCAGUUGCCCUGUCUCUCUCAUCUCUCAUCUCCUGGCGUCCUUUCUCUCUCUCUCCAGGUGCCCUGUCUCUCUCUCUCAUCUCCAGGUGCCCUGUCUUCCUCUCAUCUCCUGGCGUCCUGUCCUCUCCUCGCUCCUCAAGGUUGUCCUUCUCUCUCUCCUCAUCUCCAGGGGUCCUGUCUCUCUCAUCUCCUGUCGUCCUGUUCUCUUCCUCCAGGGUCCCUUUGUCAUCUCUCUCUCAUCUCCGGUGUCCGUCUCGUCUCAUCUCCUGGCAGUCCGUUCUCUCUCUCCUUCUCUCUCCCCCAUGCUCCAGGUGUCCCUGUCUCCUCAUCUCCUGCGUCCUGUCUCUCUCUCUCUCCAGGUGCCCUGUCUCUCUCUCUCUUCUCUCCAGGUGCCCUGCUCUCUCUCAUCUCCUGGCGUCCUGUCUCUCUCUCUCCAGGUGCCCUGUCUCUCUCUCUCCUCUCCAGGUGCCCUGUCUCUCUCAUCUCCUGGCGUCCUGUCUCUCUCUCUCCAGGUGCCCUGUCUCUUCUCUCUCUCAUCUCCAGGUGCCCUGUCUCUCUCUCUCCAGGUGCCCUGUCGGGGAUAAUUUCUGGUUCAUGGGUCGUCGUUGUGACGUGAGGAUGUCGCAGCAGCGGCUGGUGGGGGCGUGUCUUGGCGUACUGGUCACCAUAGUAACACUGAUUGGCGUCAUGGCCUGGCUGGUGGUGCGACGAUACAGAGCCAUGUUGAUAAAGGCUAAAGUAGACCAGACACGCAGCAGGUAACCACACACACACACAGAGCCAUGUUAGAAAGGCUAAGUAACCAGAACGCAGGGGCAGGUAACCACCCACACCACAAACACAUAGCCAUGGUUAUAAGGCUAAGUAGCCAACACGCAGCAGUAACCAACCACUACACCACACACAGAGCCAUGUUGAUAAAGGCUAAAGUAGACCAGACACGCAGCAGGUAACCACACAACACACACAGAGCCAUGUUGAUAAAGGCAAAGUAGACGCUACCGCGCAGGUUACCAACGACACCACACCAGAGCCAUGCUUGAUCAAGGCUAAAGUAGACCAGACACGCAGCAGGUAACCACACACACACACACACCGGCACAUGUUGCUAAGGAUAAAGUAGACCAGACACGCAGCCGUAACCACACAGCACACACAUAGCCAUGUUGAAUAAAGCUAAAGGUAUACCAUACACGCAGCGGUAACCACACACACACCCAACAGAGCCAUUUUGAUACAGGCUAAAGUAGACCAGACACCAGCAGGUAACCACACACACACACACACACAGAGCCAUGUUGAUAAAGGCUAAAGUAGACCAGACACGCAGCAGGUAACCACACACACACCACACACACGAGCCAUGUUGAUAAAGGCUAAAUUAGAACCAACACCGCAGGUAACCACACCACCCACCAGCCCUGUUGAUUAAAGGCUAAAGUGACCAGAACACACGCAGCCGGUAACCACACACCACCACACACCAGAGCCCAGUUGUAAGGCUAAGUAGACCAUACCCGCCUCCGGUAACUCACACACACACACACACACAGAGCCAUGUUGAUAAAGGCUAAAGUAGACCAGACACGCAGCAGGUAACCACACACACACACACACACAGAGCCAUGUUGAUAAAGGCUAAAGUAGACCAGACACGCAGCAGGUUACCACACACACACACACACACAGAGCCAUGUUGAUAAAGGCUAAAGUAGACCAGACACGCAGCAGGUAACCACACACACACACACACACACACACACACACACACACCCAACACACACACACAGAGCCAUGUUGAUAAAGGCUAAAGUAGACCAGACACGCAGCAGGUAACCACACACACACACACACACAUCACACACAUCACACACAACGAAAAAAAAAAAAAAAACAAACCACACAGAGCCAUGUUGAAUAAAGCUAAGUAGACCAACCACGAGCAGGUAACCACACACCACACACAGAGCCAUGUUGAUAAAGGCUAAAGUAGACCAGACACGCAGCAGGUAACCCCACACACACACACACACAGAGCCAUGUUGAUAAAGGCUAAAGUAGACCAGACACGCAGCAGGUAACCACACACACACCACACACGAGCCAUGUUGAUAAAGGCUAAAGUAGACCAGACACGCAGCAGGUAACCACACACACACACAGAGCCAUGUUGAUAAAGGCUAAAGUAGACCAGACACGCAGCAGGUAACCACACACACACACACACACACACCACAACACCACACACCACAACCCACAGACCACACACACACACAUACAACACACACACAGACACACACACCACACACACACACACACACACACACACACAACACACACCACACCCACCACCACACACACACCUACCACACCACACACACACACACCACACACAGCCCACACCCUAUUAUUACUCUCUUUUCACUAUCGUUAUAUGAGUAAUACCAAGGCGCAGCGUUAUGACCUAACAUAUUUUAAUUUAUAUAAUAAUUCACGAACAAAACAAACAAAACGAAAACGUGACUCCUACUUUAAAACACAACCCAACCUGAACAAGAUCCCACAAAACCCUAAGGGAAACAGACUGUUUAAAUAUGGCUUCUCCACCAAUCAAAGACAACCAGCACAGCUGACACUCGUUUGCUCUGAUUUGGGGCCACUCUGUUCUGGCCAACAUAGAAUCACAUCUAGAACUCCCACAUAGAACUAAAACAAUAGAAUCUACACACCCUGGCUCAGCAUAUAGAGUCCCCAGAGCCAGGGUGUGACACUCUAUGUGUUGGUAUUGAGGGAGUGGAGUAGGGAAAACAGAGAGGGACCAGGACAUGGGUGAAAGGGACCUAAACUGGUCUAGUUUUUAAUAUAUGACCUUAUAAAUAAUAACGUUACUAUAGAAACAUCUCUACUCACACUCCCUGUCUCUCUCUGUGUAUUAUAAAUACAUCCCUUUUCCGGUUCAACUGGCUGGAACUGCAGCUCUCUCUGCGGCUGAUCCCACUACCACAGGUUACAACGUUACUAUAGAAACACCUCUACUCACACUCCCUGUUUCCUGGCAUCGCAUCCCUUCCUGUCCACCCACCCUGACUUCCUGUUUCUGGUGUGAAAACACGGGCAUCUCCCUCCCGAGAGAGGGAGUGUUUGUUUUCGAUAGAUAUCACAGGUUUAUGGACCUGUGUGUGUGUCUGUGUGUGUGUGUGUGUGUGUGUCUAUGUGUGUGUGUGUGUGUGUCUGUGUGUGUGUGGUGUGUCUAUGUGUGUGUCUGUGUGUGUGUCUGUGUGUGUGUCUGGUGUUUUUUUGUUUCCAUUUUUUUUGUUUGUUGUCUGCGUGUGUGUAUGUCUGUUGUGUUUGGUGUGUCUGUGGUGGUGUGGUGUCGUGUGUUUGUUUGUGUGGUGUCUAUGUGUGUGUGUGUAGGUCUGUGGUGUGUCGGUGUGUGUGUCUGUGUGUGUGUCUGUGUGUGUGUGUAUCUAUGUGUGGGUGGUUGUCUGUGUGUGUGUGUGUGUGUGUGUGCGGUGUGUGUCUUGUGUGUGUGUGUGUCUGUGUGUUGUCUAUGUGUGUGUGUCUGUGUGUGUGUGUGUGUGUGUGUGUGUGUGUGUGGUGUGUGUGUGUGUGGGUUGUGUGUCUGUGGGUUGUGUGUGUGUUGUGUUCUGUGUGUGUCUAUGUGUGGUGUCUAUGUGUGUGUGUGCUCUGGUGUUCUGUGUUGUGGUGGCUUGUGUCUUGUGUGUGUUUGUCUGGUGUUAUGUUGUGUGUGGGUUUGUGUGUGUAUGUCUGUGUGGUGUUUGUGUUUGUUUGGUUUGUGGUGUUUGUCUGUUUUUGUGUUUCCUGUUGUGUUUGUUUCUGUGGUGUGUUUUUUUGUUUUUUUUUUUGUUCUUUUUUUUUCCUGUUUUUUUUGUUUUGUUUGUGUCGAGUGGUUUUUUUUUUGUAUUUUGUUUUGUUUGUUUGGUUUUUGUGGUGUCGUGGUGUACCCUGUGUGUUUGUUUUUGUUUAGUUUUUAUUUCUGUGUUUUGUGUUUUUUUUUUUCUUUUUGUUUUUUGUUAUUUCUUUUUGUUUUGUGUUUGUUUGUUUUUUUUUUUUUUUUUGUGUUUUAUUUUUUUUUUUCUUCUGUUUUUUUGUUUUUCGUUUUUUUUUUUGUUUUUUUUUCUUUUUUGGUUUGUUUUUUUUUUUUUUUGUUUCUUUUUGUUUUUUUUUGUUCCUUGUUAUUUUUUUUUUUUUAUCUUUUUUUUUUUGUUUUAGGUUUCUUUCUUUUUGUGUGUGGUUUUGUGUUUUUUUCUUUUUUUUUUUUUUUUUUUUUUUAGUCGUUUUUUUUUUUUUUUUUUUUUUUUUUUUGUCUUUUUUUGUUUUUUUUGUGUGUCUGUGUGUGUGUGUUGUGUGUAGCUACCCGUAGUGCUCAACCAUUUGACGACUCCUGGUCGUUUCUGGGGGCGGUCCAUCAAUGGAUCAGCUGACUCGCUGGAUAACCCCGCCUUCACCCGCUCCGACGAAUUACUACACCUGAGGGCGCUCGACCGCACCUGCUGUUACCAAAGAGAGGGACGACGGACAGCCGCUGGUCCCCUGUGGCUUCCCCCUGCCCAAGCAAUGGCAACACACGCUGCCAUCCACACCCGUCUACACCCACGGGUUUGUGACACACCACACCCAGAGAAAGAGGCCCACACGACGUAGCGAACCACACCUGCUGUUCCGACUACGACACGCGUGUUCCCUGGCCUCCACCUGUCCCGACGGAAUGAACACCACCUAACCACGGGCGGUCUACACACACGGGUUGGUGACAUGGUCAACACCCCACAUAUAAAACACACACCACACAGACACACCUUGCGUUUUACCCACCGCCCACGACGACAACGCUGAUCCCUGGGCUCCACCUGCCCGAGCAAUGGAACACACCUCAACACCGUCUAACACAGCGGUGGUUGGUGACACCACACACACAGAGAAAACACACACACACACACACACACCUGCUGUUACCGGGGGGGAGAAAACAGGGACUACGACACGCUGUCCCUGGGCUCCACCUGCCCGAGCAAUGGAACACACCUCAACACCGUCUACACACACGGGUUGGUGACACACACACACACAGAGAAAACACACACACACACACACACACCUGCUGUUACCACGACGACACGCUGUCCCUGGGCUCCACCUGCCCGAGCAAUGGAACACACCUCAACACCGUCUACACACACAGGGUUGGUGACACACACACACACAGAGAAAACACACACACACACACACACCUGCUGUUACCACGACGACACGCUGUCCCUGGGCUCCACCUGCCCGAGCAAUGGAACACACCCAACACACGUCUACACACCACGGGUUUGUGACCACACACACACACAGAGAAAACACACACACACACACACACACACAGCGAAAACCACACACCACCACCGAGCACACACCCCCACACAACACACCGGCAACACACUCACACACACAGAGAUAAACACACACACACACAGAGAAAACACACCACCGAGAAAACCACACACACACACACAAGAAAAACACAACACACAGAAAACACCACACACACAAGAAACACACACACAUUAACAGAACACACCAAAACACACACACAGAAAACAAAAACACACACACACAACAGAGAAAAACACACACACACACAUAAAAACACACACACACACAGAAAACCAAACACAACACACACACAACAGAGAAAAACACACACAAGAGAAAACACACACACACACAGAGAAAACACACACACACACAGAAAAACACAACACACACACAUAGAAAAAACACACACCACACAAGAAAACCACACAACAAAAACACAACGAAACACACACACACACAGAAAACACACACACACAAGAGAAAACACACACACACACAGAGAAAACACACACACACACAGAGAAAACACACACACACACACAGAGAAAACACACACACACCACACAGAGAAAAACACCACACACACACAGAGAAAACCACACACACACACAUAGAACACACCCCACACACACAGAGAAAACACACACAACACACGAAAACCACACACAGAAAACACACACACACACACAGAAAAACCACACACAAAACACACACACACACAGAUAAAACACACACACACAAAAGAAACACACACAACACACAAGAAAAAACACACACACACCAUAGAAAACACACCCACACCAAAACACCACACACACAAGAAAAAACACCCACACACACACAAUAAAACACACACACACACAGAGAAAACACACACACACACAGAGAAAAACACACACACCACACAGAGAAAACACACACACACACACACAGAGAAAACACACACACACACACAGAGAAAACACACACACACACACAGAGAAAACACACACACACACACAGAGAAAAAAACACAAACACACACACAGAGAAAACAAACACACACACAGAGAAAACACACACACACACACACAGAAGAAAACACACACACACACACAGAGAAAAGACACACACACAGAGAGAAAACACACACAUACUGUAAUACCAGAUGUACGAGAUAAAUGGAUUCCAAAAACGAAGUAAAGGGUUGUCAUGGUUACUCCCCCCCCCCCCCCCCUCUCCCCUCCAGCUCCCAGUACGGCUGGGAGGUCAGCGAGGUCAGCCUGGCGGAGUGUGUGGUGGAUUCUGGGAAAGCCAGUGACCUGUCAGUCUGCAGCUGGCCGAUAGAACCCAUCCAGUGGACCCCCUUCCCCCUGCUGAAGCAACUAUCCUCCUCACACAGAACCACCCCGGUACCUAGAGAUUACAACCUGGGAGGGCUGGAGGGAGGGAGGGGGGAGGGAGGGAAGAGGAUGGAGGGUGAGGGCGGCGAGGCAGGGGGAGGGAGGGGAGGGGAGGGGAUGGUGAGGCGGAGGGAGGGAAGGGAGGGAGGAGGGGGAGGGAGGGAGGGGGGGAGGGAGGGAGGAGGGCUGGAGAACAGAGACAGAUGCCGGAAGGGAGCGAGAGAGAGAGAGAGAUGGUAAAUUGAUGUUUCUUUGUUUGUCCAGGUGAGGGCGCCGCGUCCUCGCUCCUACUGUGAAGGCAUGGAACUGGUGGAAGUAGAAAAGAGCUGGACGGCCUAGCAACCACGGAACCAUUUAUUGGAGUCAGU